UUUGCCCAAUCCUUUCUAACCCCGAACGCCAUAUAAAUACUCCGCCGCCCCGCCUCAUCCGCGAGCGUAGGAGGAGACGUCGACGAAGAAGACGACGAAGAAGGCGAUCGCUAGGGUUUCGCGAUCUCGAUAUGGGGGCGUUCAGGUUUCAUCAGUAUCAGGUCGUAGGGAGAGCGCUCCCGUCGUCGGGGGAUGAACACCCGAAAAUCUACCGGAUGAAGCUUUGGGCGACCAACGAGGUCCGCGCCAAAUCCAAGUUCUGGUACUUCUUGAGGAAGCUUAAGAAAGUGAAGAAGAGCAAUGGACAAGUUUUGGCGAUCAAUGAGAUUUUUGAGCGGAAGCCGACCAAGAUCAAGAACUACGGCAUCUGGCUCCGCUACCAGAGUCGGACAGGCUACCACAACAUGUACAAGGAAUACCGCGACACCACCCUCAACGGCGCCGUGGAGCAAAUGUACAACGAGAUGGCUUCUCGCCACCGCGUGAGGUUCCACUGCAUUCAAAUCAUCAAGACCGCCACCGUACCCGCCAAGCUUUGCAAGAGAGAGAGCACGAAGCAGUUCCACGACUCCAAGAUCAAGUUCCCUCUCGUGUUCAGGAAGGUGAGGCCGCCCACGAGGAAGCUCAAGACCACCUACAAGGCGUCGAGGCCGAACCUGUUCAUGUGAUUCGGGUAACAAUCAGAUUCGUCGAGUGUUUUUGUUUUGUUUGCUCUGCUCAAGUUCAAUCGGAUUUGAUGGAAGGCCGGAGUGCUGACGAGCUUUAAUCUAUUAUACCAUGGAGUUUAUUGUUUUGAAGUUUUGUGCAUGAAUCUUUAUGUUUAGUGAACUGUUUCAGUUCAGUCAAAUUCGCACUUGGAAGUUUUGGUAA
Ananas comosus (pineapple) is the source of this 870-nucleotide messenger RNA. RefSeq names its product 60S ribosomal protein L18a-2-like. Gene Ontology annotation, biological process: translation. Bases 132 to 668 code for a protein of 178 amino acids. The transcript has 4 exons. The record is from RefSeq and is a predicted model, not a curated record. Gene Ontology annotation, molecular function: structural constituent of ribosome. NCBI's taxonomy places the organism in Eukaryota, Viridiplantae, Streptophyta, Magnoliopsida, Poales, Bromeliaceae. Gene Ontology annotation, cellular component: cytosolic large ribosomal subunit; ribosome.